AUGAUGAUGAUGACGACGAAUGAAAAUGUUGAUGACGAUGACGAUGAUGAGCAGAUCGUGGACCGAGCGGACCCCGUGGAGCAGGCGGAGUUCGUGGCGGAGGUGCGCGCGCAGAACAAGCUGUCGUCCGUGACGUUCGCCGACGACUACCCGGUGGAGUUCCACAACUGGCGGGAGUUCCCGGUGUACGGGACCAAGUACGAGGACGUGUACAUCAGCCCGAACGGGGCUUUGUUCGUCCCCCCGCUGCAGACCGUCGUCCCGGGGGGCUUGUCGGCGGUGUCUCCCUCCACGGAGGCGUACUUCCCCGUGUUGAAGGCCGACUGGAACCCUUCCGACAGCCGCGCGGCGUCCUCGGUGCUCGUGGUGAUCGAGGAGGACCAGUUCUCGGUCCUGUACCAGGAUGUGUUCCUGUUCAAGAGGUCUGCAUCUGCAACGCCUUCGACGUUUUCGACGACGGUGUUCCCGGACGGUUCGUUGCGUUACCGUUACAUGCGCAUCGGAGACAAAGCCGACUGGACGGCGGGGGUCAGCGGCAACUCGUUCGUCUCUCCCACCAUCAGAAAUCGCCACGUUCGACAAUCUCAGUUCAUCCAGAUGGAUGAGAACGGGCUGCCGUCUGCCGCCGCCCCUCCGGAGGCGUUCUCCGCAACGCCGACACUGCCACCGUCCCCGGGCGCCCCGGUCUCCACCGCCUCCAACUCCAGCGACUCGACCAGCGGCGACGACUCCAGCGAAGUGCAGCAGUGGGGGGAGGGGGAGGCCGUGACCAUAAUCGCGAACGGCGAUGGCGCCGAAGAAGAGGACGCCGACACCGAGGUCACGCUGUGCCGCGCGCCGACGCUGGCCUGCCUGGCGCGGGCGUGCGGCAAGGCCGGGAGCGAGGUCCCCGUCCUCUGGGAAGGGGUCGGCUGCCGGGCGGCGGCCUCUCUCAACGUGACCUUCUCGUGCCGCAUCGGCGGGCUCGAGGUGCCGGCCGUCGGCCUAGGGGGGGAGACCACCACCUCCUCCUCUGGCUCUUGGGCGGGGGGGUUCGAGGAGGAGGCUUGGGGGCCGUAUUGGGCUGGGGGGGAGGUAGGCGGGGGGCUGGUUUGCGAGGUGCCGAGGCUCGAGUGGGCGGAGGCCGGGCAGGAGGAGGCGGUGAUGGUGCCCGUGGAAGUGCUCUGGUCUUUGCCGGAGCAGGCCAGCGACAGAGCUAAGGAGCAGGUGAGGCUCGGGGCCGCGGGCGUGGCUGUGCACGGCUUGUCCGUCUUGGGCGAUGCCGGCCUCAUCAACAGUCACGUGUUGGCCUUUAGGUAUUAUCGCGAUGAUGCAGAUGCCCCGGAUUGCGGGUGCAGCACCUCCCCGCGACAAACAGAGCUUACCUGCGACUCGUGCCUGGUUUGCGGGGGCGAUGGUUCCACCAAAGACUGCGGCGGUUUCUGUCACGGAGAGGCCUCCGUCUCUCCUUGCGGGGAGUGCUCGGGAGGGAUGACCGGCGUGACGGGCGGCCUGUGGUGCGACGAGUACCGGGAGUACCUCGAUGGACCAGCCGAGGCGGCGCUACUCUCUCUCUCCCAGUCGAUCAUGAUGCUGGUAGCGCUGUCCAUCAUGACCGCCUUCCUCACCAUGUGUCUCUUCCUCGCGAGGGCCCUCAUGCUCCGAGGAGUGCUGGCGAUGGAAGGGGAUCGCCACGGCACCCUGCGGCGGAGGGUGUUUUCUCGGCACCGGGGCCUCUCCCCGUCGGAGCUGGACUGUCUGGAGACCGUCGAGUACUCGACCGCCGUUAGCAUCGUCUCAAAAGACAAGGGUAACGACGACAUUAGCUGCAUGGACGGGGGCGGCGACAGCAGCGGUGUUGAACUGAUCGGAGAGAAGGUUGACCCCUCCAACAGCAGGAGUAGUAGUGGGAGCGAGGAAAAGCGGGGGGGCGUGGAAUCGGCGGGGAUGAUGGGCGGGGGCGACGGGGCUUUCAUCGCGCAGGGUGCGGAGGCAGCCUCGUCCGCGGACUGUUCGAUCUGUCUUGGCGGUUUCGAGGACGGCGACGUGCUGCGCAAGCUUCCUUGCCUCCAUUUAUUCCAUCAGAAGUGCGUGGACGAGUGGCUGCACCUGUCCGUGUCGUGUCCGCUCUGCAAGCGCAGCGCCCGCGAAGGCUUGAGGCGAAAUCGCCGGAGGCGUCGUCGCGCGAGAGGAGCGGCACAAGCAGCAGCGCAGCGAGCGCAGCAGCACCGCGACAGCAACGACAGCACCGUGCCCGCGACGACAACAACGGCGCCGACACGAACGCCGACGCCCGUUGGAGCUUGGUUUCGAGGACUGCCACCUUCCUUGGCGCGACUUUUCGCCCACUCUGGAGACGGCGGCGGCGGCGGCGGCGGCGGGCGCGGGGGCCGGCGGCAGUGGCAGCGGGUCGACGAUGAUAGUAGCGACGGGGAGGAAAAGUUUGACGACGAUCGCGGCGACACCGGUAACGACGACGGCUCUCCGCUCGACGGAGAGACGAGGAGGAUGAGAGUGUUGAAUGCCAACAUAGCGGCGUUUUUCGGCGGGGCGGAGCCGUCGCCGCACGUCUCCCCGGAGAGUCUCGGCAGCAGCAGCCCCGGGGGUAGCAUCAGCAGCAGCACCGGCAGCAGCGACGGUGGCGGAAACGCGGCAGUCGGCGGGAGGUCGUCGGCGUUGCGGGGCGUGUUUGGCGGGAACAGGUUUGCCGGUGACGGGGGGCGAAGGAGAGGUGGUGGCGGUGCUAGCGCGGAAUAUGAAUUGGCACCAAUUGGGCCGGCGGCGGCGGGGGCGGCGGCGGCGGCGGCGGUGGCGGCGGUGGAUGCAGGGGUUACUAGAAACUCGGAUAUUGUCUAGAGGGCUGAUGUGUCGUUAAUCAGGAGGUGCAUACGUUUUAUGUGGCGUGUGUGCCGAAAGAAGGUUGACUCAAGUCGUCAAAGACUGGUUCAGGGGGUGGGUUGUCUUGUGCGUCUCGGUGGCGUGUGUGCCGUGUGUGUGUUGUUUCACGUGCCCGUUGUGUCCUUCCUUUCUUGUGGGCUGUGUACCGUACCAUUGGUGUACUACCAUUUUUUUCGUUUUGUAAUAGAGGUCUGGGGAGCACCGUACACGCGUCAUGUGUUGGUUUGGAGCUAAAAAGUGCUGGGGGUGAAGUGUGACGUCCUUCACGUGUUGUACAUGUAUGUAACAGAGAAAAGGGUAACAAGCUCUUGUUGGGGGGCGGCGGCGGCGGCAAAAGUCUGCCCGCGACAUUGUGUAGGUGGGCUCAUGAACGGGAGGGACGACAAGGCUCACACUCGUAGCGCUGUGCUGUUGAGUGUGUCCAAUCAGUGACCAAGUUCUGUGGUUCCUCCUUUGCAACGUGUUGCAUUGAGUGGCGGCUAGCGUGGCUGUAUCUUUAUCGGUUGUGGAACGUCGCGAGUGAGAGGACGCGUGGGGCUUUUGCCUCCGCGGCGCUUGCGUGUCCGUGUGUUUUGUACAUUUUCGCUACUGCGAGGUGAAUCGCUCGGUGCGUUGGCGAGGGCUGGUGUAAGCGAAGGCAGGGCCGAGAACCUCGUGAUCGUAGCUUUGUUGAGGCCCAGGGAAAUCAGCUGCGGCGAAGAAGACAAUCAAAGCAAAGACGCAAACAAGGACGUCAAAAGGAUACUGAUGUGGACACAAGCAUGAAAAGCUUGGGUUUAGCACCGGUGUCGCUUCAUUUGAACAUCCGUACGACUGAGUCGAGGUCUAGGUC
Molecule: messenger RNA, 3709 nt
Organism: Ectocarpus sp. CCAP 1310/34
Lineage: Eukaryota; Phaeophyceae; Ectocarpales; Ectocarpaceae
Source: the annotation of a GenBank genome assembly